AUGAGAUUAUUGGGCCCUCAUCAGCAGCUGGCUUUCAUAUUUGGUGUCUUGGAGAACCGAACCAAUGGUAGCAUUGUCUCUUUCCUGGUGUUCUUGGCACCAGUGCAAACCUUUUAUAAAAUUUACAAGAAAAAAACUGCUGAAGAAUACCAAUCAAUCCCAUACAUGGUUGCACUUUCAAGUGCAAUGAUGUUAUUGUACUACGGCAGGCUUAAGAGUAAUGUGAACCUCAUCGACGGCACCAGCAGCUUCAGAUGUGCCAUCGAAGUUAUUUAUCUUGUGCUAUACAUCAUAUAUGCACCAAAGAAGGAUAAGAUUUGUGCUGUUUACAGUGUUGCAGUCUAUGCUUCUCGUUUAAGCAUCAUGGUUUGUUUACAACAGUUUCUUUCAUUGUUUAUCAUCUAUGUGAAUUAUAAGAAUAGAAACAAGGGUGUUGAAAUAACAGAACAGAUGCAAAAAGUAGAUAUGGAGAGCUCAGUCGGGGAUAUAAAACCAAGUUUUGCAGAACAUGAACAAAUCAAGGAAAUCACAAUCGUUAUUGCUGAGAAACCAGUUGAAUCAGUUGAACAAAUCAAGUAA
Messenger RNA from Hibiscus syriacus, 579 nucleotides. RefSeq names its product bidirectional sugar transporter NEC1-like. The transcript is spliced from 5 exons. Gene Ontology annotation, biological process: carbohydrate transport. Bases 1 to 579 code for a protein of 192 amino acids. Gene Ontology annotation, cellular component: membrane. Gene Ontology annotation, molecular function: sugar transmembrane transporter activity. NCBI's taxonomy places the organism in Eukaryota, Viridiplantae, Streptophyta, Magnoliopsida, Malvales, Malvaceae. The record is from RefSeq and is a predicted model, not a curated record.